Molecule: messenger RNA, 3297 nt
Organism: Drepanopeziza brunnea f. sp. 'multigermtubi' MB_m1
Lineage: Eukaryota; Fungi; Ascomycota; Leotiomycetes; Helotiales; Drepanopezizaceae
Biological process (GO): regulatory ncRNA-mediated heterochromatin formation; negative regulation of RNA catabolic process
Cellular component (GO): catalytic step 2 spliceosome
Source: RefSeq, a predicted model, not a curated record
AUGUCGGCCAGCAAUGUACCUAAGUUCGCCUCUUUCAGACCCAAACCUGUGCCAACGAACAGUGAGCCAGAUGAAGCAAAAUCAAAGCCACGGGCAGAGGCCAGGCAUCGAUCCAGAGGUUGCGAUGAGAAGGAAGAGGGGAAAAGGCAUCACAGAAGAUACAGGAGCAGGGAGAGAACUCGGCCCUCGGUCCAGGCGAUCGAGAAAGCUCCUGUAUCACGUGUCUCGCCAGAACCCGGCUCGCCAGAGGUCUUCAUAGUUGACCGCAAAGGCGAUGUGAAUAAUCUGGUAUAUGGGAGUGUCCAUCGGUGGACUGUUCCUCCAUUCUACCGCUACGGUUCGGGCUACGUGUUGGGGGCCUCUUUGGAUCUGAAGAUUGACCGGAAUUUUGUGGAAGACAAGGGGGUUGUGCUAAGCAACUUUGGAGACUCGAAACCCAGCUCGCGAGAGAAGUACGUGUUUUCUCGGGUGGAAAGGGAAAAGCCAAGACUUCUGAAGAUACGUCCCGAAGCUACAGUCGCUGAUCCUGUGGCUCUUGAGUCGGACUUCGUCCCCUUACAAGCUCGGCGAGGGAAGAAACGCAAGCGAGGGGAAGAUGUUGGAAGCUCUUCCGAUGAGGAGAAGAGAGACUAUCGGUCAAUACAUUCAAAGAAAAAGGACAAUACUCAGCCACUAGACGAGGAUCUUCGAUACGCGACUGAGAGCGACUGCUCAGACUCUGAUGCUGGCCGAAUAAUCAAGGAGGACGAUUCUCUUCGACAGAAGAACGUGGAACUCUCCCGGAAAGUAGAAGAAUGCCCUCUCGAUAUAGAAGCGUGGUUGGCGCUCAUAGAACACCAAGAUCUUCUGAUGACGGCUGGAGACAAUGGUCGGCGAGUCACGACAGCUGAGAUCAAAAGUACAGCAGAUAUAAAAAUCCACAUGUACGAAAAGGCACUUGAAAACUCUCGGUCUUUGGAGGAUCGUGAGAGGCUAUUGCUGGGCCUCAUGGCGGAGGGGGCCAAGAUAUGGGAAGUCAAAACUCAAGCAGACCGCUGGGAAAGAAUUUCGAGGGAGAAUAUUGACAGUCUCUUUCUCUGGACCAGCUAUCUAAACUUCAAACAAACAAACUUCUCAACCUUUAGAUACGAUGAAGUCAAAGGUGUGCUUCUCGAUAGGAUUAAGGUGCUAAAGAAUGUCGUUGAGAGCACUGCUGAAGAUGCCGGUGCUACUACUCUGUAUGAGCAACUGCUUUAUGUCGUACUGAGAUCGACUUUGUUCAUGCGGGAAUCUGGGUACACUGAGCUAGCAAUUUCAAUCUGGGAAGGUCUGCUUGAGAUGAACUUCAACUCUCCACAGCAGCAAGUUGUCAAGCCCAAGCUCACGGACUCUUUCAAAGACUUCUGGGAGAGUGAGGUCGCUCGAAUCGGCGAAGAUGGCUCUCUAGGUUGGGAUCAUUUUUUUGCAAGCAGCGGCGAUGAUGUAGAGGUCCCGAAUACUCUCGUUGACGAGACAAAUGAUCCCCUGGACAACUCCAACAUCUUCCAAACCUGGGUCACAGCUGAGCGAAUCCGUAUGAAAUGCUCACAGAUUCCGGCCCGGACCAUGGAUGAAGUAGUGGAAGAUGAUCCUUACCGAGUUAUCAUGUUUUCUGACAUCGAAGACUUCAUGUUACAACUGCCUCCUCAGUCAGAGGAACUCCGCCAACUAUGUAUCGAUGCAUUUCUCCUCUUCUGUCGUCUGCCACCCAUGACAACUGUAGACUCGGAUGUUUCGAGGAAAUGGUCAAAUGAUGCAUUUAUUCGCGACGAGUUACUCGAGUGCAGUCCUACUUGGAUCAAGAAAGAGUAUUUCACCACAAGGCAUAACGAGAGCGAUGAUGUCGGAACGCCAUCUUUUUUACGAACCUCAUUUCCUAAUUGCUUCGGCUCUUCAGAAUUGUUGUUCGGUAGUGGCCUAGCAGGAAACUACUAUUUUGGAGCCCCCAAUAUGACCACAGAGAGCGCCCCAGCGUGUCCAUUGCAAGCUCGCUACGAGGGAAACAACAGUCCAGUAUCCCAAGUAUGGAUUAGCAACGUCCUCAAACAGCUCAUCCAAGCCCGAUUCACAGAAGACCUCGCGGAAUACUACCUAGCAUUCGAGUUCCAUAUCUCCCCCUCAACCAUCAAGAAGAUCUCGAAGGGCCUUCUAAAACAGCACCCCUCCAGUCUUCGCCUCUACAACGCCUACGCAAUGAUAGAAUGGGCCCGCGGCAACAAAGACCUAGCCAACACAGUCUUUACCGCUUCUAUCUCCACCUCCACUUCCAUCUCCACCUCCAGCAUUCUCCUCUGGCGUAAUUGGGUCUGGCUGCACAUCUUAUCUUCCUCCCACACCUCGGCCCUCCACCUCCUCCUGGACAUCCCAUCCGGGACCCCCAACCCGAAAACAACACUCACCCCAGCGCUCCUGCUCAAAACCCGCCAGCAUCUCCUCUCUACCCGCGACUACCUGACCAGCACGCUCGCCUACCCUCUCGCAGCCCUCUACACCGACUGUCUAGCCCUCCUAGCCUACCUCACCUCCCCACCCACCUCGGAGCCCCAAUCGUCCACCCAAGGCUCCAUCCUCCCCGCCCUAUCGCACUACACGACCUUCUCCAGCACGCUCCUCGCGCGCCCGAACCACCCGGCCGCGAGAGCAGCGCACGAGCAGACCCUCCAGUUCUCCGCCCGCCUCCUCCACCACCACACCCGCGCCGGCGGCCCCUUCAGACCCUCCCUGCUGCGCACACACCUGACCUCCUCCUGCCUCGCCCACUUCCCGCGCAACACAAUCUUCCUGUCCCUCUACGCCUGGACCGAAUCCCUCUCCCGCCUCCGCACCGACAACCGCGUGCGCUCCCUCCUCGCCACCAGCAUCCUUACACCCGCGACCGACGCGCCCUCCUCGCGCCUGUUCGCCAUCUCGCACGAGCUACAGCACGGCACCAUCCACGCCGCCAAGGCAGCCUUCGAGCACGCCCUGCGAGCGCCCGGUGUAUCAUCCUCGGCCGGCCUGUGGAAGCUAUACCUCCUGUUCUGCCUCGAGCGCGAGGAGUUCCGGGCCUCGGCGAAGGAGGUCUGGUACAGAUGCCUGCGCGCCUGUCCCUGGGCCAAGGAACUCUAUCUCUGCGGCCUGGAAAUCGACCAUAUCCCGGGCCUGGACUGGGAGGAGAAGCGGGGCACCUGGCGGGUCAUGGGCGAGAAGGAGGUGCGUGUGCACGUCGAUCUGGAGGACCGCUUCGAGGAGAUUCUCGGGGACGCUGGUGGCGCGCAGAAGCGCGUGGCCUCUCGGUGA